UCUCGCCAGAAUUGGCACCAUUGAUGUCAAAUUUUAUGUUUAGAUUUAGAGAAUCAUGCCAGUAUCGACACCAAUAUUAUUAGUCUGUGGUGGUUUAUUUACUGCUGUGCGCAAAGGUGUUGUGUUUAUGUAAAUGCCGAAUUAUCUUUACUGUCUUUAAAAUUGGAAUAAUUUAGUUUAAUUUUAAGUGGAUAAUGAUAUUGUAACAAUGAAAAAGAUCAAUAAAAGGAUUCCAGGCUUAUUACCACCACCUCCGAAAUCAGAAGUCGAUGGAAAGAUAACCGACUUGUCAGGCAAAACUGUUCCCGAACUUCUGGAUAUUCGUGACCGACAAAUGAAACUACUGAAUAAUAAAUCAUUCAUUGCAAAGCUAUCCGAUAAAGGAGCUAAAAUACAGAGUUUUCUAGAUAAAGUUAUUGCGAUACUCAAGGAAAAGCAAGAGGAAGAACAGACUUGUCGCCUUUUCAGUGAUAUGAAAUUAACUCCAAUUGAAAAUGAAGCAUUGCAAGACAUUGAAUGGGAAGGUAAAAUAAACAAUAACAAGGAAACAUAUUUAGAUUCUGAUGAUGACAGUGAGCCCGAAGAUGUAAUGCAUAUAUUAAGUCAAAGCACUACAACAGAAAAAAUAGUCAAAGUAUUACCCAGUGAGAAACCCCUGAUUACUGCUGAAGACUUGAUUAAAAUUGGAGAUGUCGCUCAUGUCAAAUAUCUCAUAGAAAAAACAGAUUCAAAGCCCAAGUCGACAGGUACAGGACAUUUUAAACCUUUUAAGACAACAAAAUCAGACGUUCACAAUCCAGAGAAAGAAGUUCUUCGGAAGAAACAUAAACAUUGGGAAGUAACUGCAGCAACUCCACCUCCAAUAAUACACGGACCAGUUAAGUUGUUGGCAUUAGAGGAGUCCUUAGAACUUCAGAAACAAUACAAUAUUCAUUUGAAGGAAGUUGAAGCACAACAUGCUGCGGAAAAGUUAAUGGCAAGAGUAGGAAUGAGAAUGCCGGAACUACCAUCAGAUACUACUAAGUUUGGAACAUACAGAGUAGAUGAUACUGAGGAUUCGGAAGCGUCCGAUGUUGAAGGAAGUGAUAAAGAGGUUCAUGAUGAAGAACUUGAAAGGGGAGGUGUUCUCUUUACUGUGAUGAAAUAAAAUUCAUUCUAGAGUAAUAAUCUUAGACAUUCAUCACCAGCCUAUUAAUAUCCCCACUGCUGGGGCACAGGCCUUCCCUAUGGAUGGAAUAGGGAGAUUGGGCCAUGACCCACCACGCAGGCUCAGAACGGAUUGGUGGGUGCUAACGACUGCAGAUGCAGCUGGGAUCAACGGCUUAACGUGCCUUCCAAAGCACGGAGGAGCUCGAGAUAUUAUUUUUUAUUCACCCAUUCAACGACCGACCACUGCGAAAGUUGCUUAAAUUCAACGAUCGCAGCCGAACGCCAGAUGCGCAAUCUAGCUCCUCUUCAUCUUCAUCUUAGACAUUAAAUACAUCAAUAUUUUUAUAUGUAAUAGAUGUUGACCUAAUGAAGGCACAAUUUUGAAAAUAAUUAAUACUUCCUGAUAUGAUUUGUGUUACAUAGAUAUAUUUUACAUAAGGUUUUGAUAUCCGCAGAG
This is a messenger RNA of Chilo suppressalis (striped riceborer), 1606 nucleotides long. NCBI's taxonomy places the organism in Eukaryota, Metazoa, Arthropoda, Insecta, Lepidoptera, Crambidae. The record is from the annotation of a GenBank genome assembly.